Messenger RNA from Triplophysa dalaica, 1905 nucleotides. It is a transcript of the gene rap1ab, whose product is annotated as RAP1A, member of RAS oncogene family b. Gene Ontology annotation, cellular component: plasma membrane. Bases 227 to 784 code for a protein of 185 amino acids. The record is from RefSeq and is a predicted model, not a curated record. Gene Ontology annotation, biological process: negative regulation of synaptic vesicle exocytosis; cellular response to cAMP; Rap protein signal transduction. Lineage: Eukaryota; Metazoa; Chordata; Actinopteri; Cypriniformes; Nemacheilidae. Gene Ontology annotation, molecular function: GDP binding; GTP binding; GTPase activity. The transcript is spliced from 8 exons.
GCGAUACGUGAGUGGCUCGGGAGGUCGCAGUGAGGGCAACACAGUAGUGUUUUUCCGCUCACAACGCCUUGUUUCGUGUUCGCCGUGUGUGCUGCUGCGUUGAAUGACCCAGUCUGCUGUGAAGAAACUGAAUUGAGGUUGACUGCAGCUGAAGACGCUUGAAUUUGUCGGAUAUUUCGGGCGGGUGUGUGAAGAGCGCUGAGGAGUGCGGUGAAGAGACCCGGCCAUGCGUGAAUACAAGCUUGUGGUGCUCGGCUCCGGUGGUGUGGGCAAAUCAGCCCUGACGGUCCAGUUUGUCCAGGGAAUAUUCGUGGAGAAAUACGACCCCACGAUAGAAGACUCUUACAGAAAGCAAGUGGAAGUGGACGGCCAGCAGUGCAUGCUAGAGAUCCUGGACACAGCAGGAACGGAGCAAUUCACAGCCAUGAGGGAUCUGUACAUGAAGAAUGGUCAGGGCUUCGCUCUCGUGUACUCAAUCACAGCGCAGUCCACAUUCAACGACCUGCAGGACUUACGGGAGCAGAUCCUACGAGUAAAGGACACCGAGGACGUGCCGAUGAUACUGGUGGGUAAUAAGUGUGAUCUGGAGGACGAGAGAGUGGUGGGGAAGGAGCAGGGUCAGAAUCUGGCCCGACAGUGGAACAACUGUGCCGUUCUAGAAUCCUCCGCCAAAUCAAAGAUAAACGUCCUUGACAUCUUCUAUGACUUGGUCAGACAAAUUAACAGGAAAACACCAGUGGAAAAGAAAAAGGCAAAAAAGAAAUCAAACUGUGUCCUCCUGUAGAGCCCCGUCCCAACAGCAGCUCUGAGCCAGAAUGCUGUAAUGAAGAACUGAUCGCUUGUUUGGAUCAUGUCAACAUUGCCGUCCUCGAAUGAAUCAACGGAGCAGCCGACUGUCUCAAAGCAGCGCCAGACAUACUGCGUUAGAACACCAGUCACAACUCUAUUUCCCAUUUAUUUUGACAGAAAAGUCAGAGGAACAGUUCAAUUUUUCAAGAAGAACUGAGGACAACGCAACAUUUCCCUGACUUUCUGUAUGGCUAAUGAAGAAAAUAAAUCUCAUUAUUAUUAUUAUAGUGAAUAUUAAUCAUCAUAUACCCAGGAAGAAACUUUUUAGUAGUUCCACCAAAUGAAUCCAUGGACAUAAUAAAGAUUUUGGGAUUCAGCUUUCAUUGAUUUACUUUCAACAUCAAUCUAACAUGUAUGCUGAAAAUCUUAUGGCAAUAUAUGAAAUCCUUCAACUUCCUCUGAAAACACAGAUGUUCAAAAACGUCCUUGACCUGCACCGCCAAUGAGACGAUCGCUGAAAGUUCAUCACAUGUUUUUAAAGGAUUAAAAACUCUUCACCAUAAACUCUUGAACUCAGUGCUUUUCUGAGAAAAGUGCAAGAAAGAGUCGACAGUAUUCCUUUUUCGCAAUACCGCUCGUUCAAAGACAUGAGUGACAACAUACAAUAUCCUGUUCUCAGCAAACAGCAAACAGCAUGACCAUCUUUAAGUGUAGUUGUUGUAAAUGAUGUCAAGUUCACUUGCUUUUCCUUAGUUGUACUUUCAUUCUUUAUAAGAUGUGUAAAUGUCUAGACAACAUAAAACUGUAUAUAAAUUAUGUUUUGCCUACAACUAUGGAUGCAUUCAUCAGAAAAUACUGCCCCCGUCCCCAAUGUGACGUUAUUUUGUAUUCAGUCACUUGGUUUUCCUAGUUCAUAUCGUAUUCUGAUGCCAUUCUGUUUCAUAGAGACUGUUUCAUAAGACAACGGGCCUUUUAUAAUGUAAAAAGAGGGGGAAGGAUGACUGAUUUCUGUGUCACUCUGAUAUAUAUUGUACUAAACCUACAUUUUCCUCUUGCUUUUUCUGUCAAAAGAUGUUCUGGCUUUUAAUAUUAUUAAAUUUUAGUACCUUUUCAUUA